Leishmania mexicana MHOM/GT/2001/U1103 is the source of this 1083-nucleotide messenger RNA. RefSeq lists its product as hypothetical. Bases 1 to 1083 code for a protein of 360 amino acids. NCBI's taxonomy places the organism in Eukaryota, Euglenozoa, Kinetoplastea, Trypanosomatida, Trypanosomatidae. The transcript has a single exon. The record is from RefSeq and is a predicted model, not a curated record.
AUGCCGCUCCCACCCGUCGAGUCUGGACCGGCUGCCAUGACGCGCCGCAACUUCCUCGUUGAGAUGAACCGCCUCCGCGUGUCGCAGUACACGCCGACGAGAAAGCAACUUGAGGAGGAAGAUCUGCGCAUUGCUACCAUUCGCCAAGAGGAGAAGCGUGUGAAGCAUGCGGAAUGGGCUGAGACGCGCAGGAAGGCUGCUGACAGCUACAACGCCGCAGGUACCAACUCUGGUCGCCCGCUUCCUGGCAGCGUUUUGCGUUCGAUGCGUGCCUCGGGCAAAGGCCAGCCAGCGGAGAACACCUACAAACUGGAGAAGGAGGAAGAAGCAGCGAAGAAGCGUGCAUACAACCGCCUAUACGAGCAGGACGCAAAGCACCAGCUGGCGAUUCGCCAAGCGACUUUGAAGCAGAUGCACGACGAUGAAGCCCACCAGAUGGAGGCACUGCGGAAGUUGAACGAGGAGGAGGACCGCAAGGUGGCCGAGGUGCACGCCCAGGCGAUGGAGGAGGAGCGCCAGUACAUGCAGCGCAUGAAGGAGUCAAACAAGCGCGAGCUGGCAGCCAGGAGGGCGGAGCAGCAGGCAAAGGAGGCGCGUGACCGACAGCUGCAGGAACUCGUAAACGAGAACGAUCGCCACCGCGCAGAAAUGGACGAACGCCGGCAAAAGAACGUCACGCUCAUGCUCCGUUUGCAAAAUGAGCAGUUCCACAAUGAAGUUUUGAAGAACAAGCACGCCUCCGAAGCAAAACACUACGAGGAGGUAGCCGCAAUGGAGGAGCGCAACCGUCGUCUUACCAAGGAAGAGCAGGAGGCAGCGCAGCGCAAGAAGGAGCAGUUCCGGCAGGAAUUUGAGGACUGCAUCGCCCGCGAUAAGGAAUUCCGCCGUACGCACAAUUACGACGAGUCUAUGGAGAUGACGCGUCAGCGUAACGAGUUGGCGGCUCAGUCCUACCGCCUCGUGCUGGAGGAGGAGCGGCUGCAGAACGCGGAACGCCGCCAGCAGUACCGCAAGGAUCUGAUGGAUCAGAUCAUGGCGAAGCAGACCUACCGCAUGACGCACCUGGACGAAGCUGGCAUUUAG